AUGGCGGCCGCGGGCUUGGUGGCUGUGGUAGCGGCUGCGGAGUACUCUGGCCCAGUGGCGUCCGGUAGAAACCUCUCCGGUGCUAACUGUGGACCGAGCCCUGGGUUGGGCCCUGGUCCUGGCCCGGGCUCUUGGAGCCGCUCGGUCGACCGAGCCCUGGAAGAGGCGGCGGUCACCGGGGUGCUGAGCCUGAGCGGCCGGAAACUGAGGGAGUUUCCCCGGGGAGCGGCCAACCAUGACCUGACGGACACCACCCGGGCCGACCUGUCACGAAAUCGCCUCUCAGAAAUCCCUAUGGAAGCAUGUCAUUUUGUUUCUCUGGAAAGUCUUAACCUAUACCAGAAUUGUAUUCGGUACAUCCCAGAGGCUGUUCUAAACUUACAAGCUCUGACAUUCCUAAAUAUUAGUCGGAACCAACUGUCAACAUUGCCAGUCCACUUGUGUAACUUACCGCUGAAAGUCUUAAUCGCUAGCAAUAACAAGUUGGUCUCGCUUCCUGAAGAAAUUGGGCAUCUCAGACAUUUGACGGAACUUGAUGUGAGUUGCAAUGAGAUUCAAACUGUACCUUCCCAAAUUGGUAAUCUGGAAGCCUUGAGAGACUUUAACGUAAGGAGAAAUCAUCUUCUGCGCUUGCCUGAAGAGUUGGCAGAGGUGCCUUUGAUACGACUCGACUUCUCGUGCAAUAAAAUCACAGUGAUCCCUGUUUGUUACCGGAACCUCCGGCACCUCCAGGUGAUAACCUUGGAUAACAACCCGCUUCAGUCGCCUCCUGCACAGAUAUGUAUAAAAGGCAAAAUUCACAUAUUUAAAUACCUGAACAUACAAGCUUGUAAGAUCGCUCCAGAUCUGCCAGAUUAUGAACGGAGACCCUUGGGAUUUGGCUCCUGCCAUGAAGAACUGUACUCAGGCCGUCCUUACGGAGCCCUUGAUUCAGGCUUCAACAGUGUGGAUAGUGGUGAUAAGAGAUGGUCAGGGAAUGAGCCUACAGACGAAUUUUCGGAUCUGCCUCUUCGAGUGGCGGAGAUUACUAAAGAGCAGAGACUACGGAGAGAAAGCCAGUACCAGGAGAGUCGAAGCAGUGUGGUCACAAAUGGUGGAGUGGAGCAUGAUCUGGAUCAGAUUGACUACAUUGACAGCUGUACUACAGAAGAAGAAGAAAAUGAUGUGAAACAGCCCAAAAGCCUGGACACAAACAGUCUCAGCUCACAGUUUAUGGCGUAUAUUGAACAACGGAGAAUCUCGCAGGAGGGUUCACCAGUAAAGCCAGUAGCCAUUAGAGAGUUUCAAAAAACAGAAGACAUGAAGAGAUACUCACAUCAAAACAGGGUUCCAGUUGAGCCAUCAUUGGUGUUAUCAAUGCCACCAAGUCAUAAUCAGCUUUUACAUUCAGACUUGGAGCUUCAUCAGAGGAGAGAGCAGUCUAUUGAGUGCACGCGGAGAGAGGCACAGCUUGCUGCCCUGCAGUACGAGGAGGAGAAAACAAGAACCAAGCAGAUUCAGAGAGAUGCUGUCCUAGACUUUGUCAAACAAAAGGCAUCACAAAAUCCACAGAAACAACAGCCCCCUGGAAAUGGUGAGUGUCCUUUCCCAUCCAGAAGGUCUCAGCACACUGAUGAUAGUGCCUUGCUAGUGUCGCUGUCAGGGUUGGAUGGAGUGAGCUGUGUGGCUACCCGGCCUCGUUCUUCUGCCUUCACACCUCUUAAGAGCGAUGACAGAGUUGAUGUCACCUCAAGCUUUCCUAUGACAGAGACAGUCCAUCAUCCCCCUGCAUAUUCUUUUCCUGCUGCUACCCAGAGAAAUCAGCCCCAGCGCCCCGAAAGCUUCCUUUUCCGAGCUGCUGUCAGGGCAGAAGCUCAUAAAGGUCGUUCGUCCCCGCUUCUCCUGCCCUCUGCACCCGCAGCUGAUACUACAGAUUCCGUAACAAGGCAGAGGGAAGAAGAGCUGAGAUUAGUAGACCAGCUACGGAAACACAUUGAGUACCGGUUGAAAGUUUCUUUACCCUGUGAUCUUGGAGCAGCUCUAACUGACGGUGUGGUACUUUGCCACUUGGCCAAUCACGUUCGGCCUCGAUCUGUCCCAAGCAUUCAUGUCCCAUCUCCAGCCGUGCCUAAGUUAACAAUGGCAAAGUGCAGGCGGAAUGUGGAGAACUUCCUGGAUGCUUGCAGAAAAAUCGGUGUACCUCAGGAGCAGUUAUGUCUGCCUCUGCACAUUUUAGAAGAGAAGGGGUUGGGCCAGGUUGCAGUGACAGUCCAGGCCCUCCUGGAGCUCGCCCCACCCAAGCCACAGCCACAGCCACAGCUCUCUGCAGUCUGAGGACUCCCGGGGCCCUGCAUGCUGGCACAGCCAAGACAAGGAGCAGGAGGACUUGAUUGCUGGCUCUGCCUGCUCAGAGGAGCCCUGUGUGUUCCUAGAAGCACUGUCUUCAUGAUUCCUGCCAGGAAUAUUCCAUUUCUCCAUUUUAGGGGAGAUUAAACCCAUUUCCACUAUUUUUUGUUUUUAAUGAAGACACAGUUUUUUUAAAGUGGAACUUUCAUUACUGAGGACCCAUCAUGGAAGAGUAAGCUGGCUGUGCUUUUUUCGUGCGUAGCAGGAUCAUUUCCCACGCCAGAGCCAGUAUUUUCAUAGCUGGAUAUUGAGUUCUCUCAGAGGACAGACAUAUUAUUAUUAUCUCUGCCAGUUCCCAGGUAUCUACAGCUCAAUGGUUUCCACAACUGGACUUCAUUCUCUGGAGCAUUUGUGAAAUCGAGAUUUGCAUCAAAGGUUUAGACGUGGCCUGGGAACCUGCAUUUUCAGCAGACAUUGUGUUUCUCAGGCAGUGGAGACCACUGUUGAAUGCACAUAGUUAUGUGGUUUGAAGGUACCACCCCUACUGCAUUUUUCAAUCACAUUCAAAUCAAAGGCUAUGAUGAUGACUUGGCCUUCUCUGUCAAAGAGAGCAAAACCAUAGAGAAGCCCUAGGUUCUGCACAGUAGAACUGGUAUCUAAGGCCACUACCCAGGCCCCUCCCCAGGCUUGCCCACUUCACCCCAUCUUUUUCUAGAGGGCGGUUCCAUGCUCACCCUGCUGUUUCCUGAACAGACACACUCCACACACAGUUGUAAGCUAUAAAGUGUGGCAUGUCCUACCCAGCAUUGCCUUCGCCUCGGUGAGCCUGCCUGCUGAUCCCAGGCUCUUGGACCAGGCACAGCAGACUCAGUUCCCCGCUCCUGGGACUGAACACAAAGCUGAAAGGACUGAAGGAAAGACAUUUCUUACAAUCCAUGUAGGUGACAGCCCGUUUCCAUAGCUACAAGAAAGCACUGAGAGCAGCUUCCGGUCCCUCCUGUGCCCUCCCUGAGAUCCUCUACUGUGAGCAGAGAACAAAAAGGCCAAGGACUCUGGCACAGUGCAGGAGUCUUUAUUUAAAUUUAAGCACAAAGGCUUCUCUUCCUUACAUUUUGGACUCUUUAGUUGUUAGUUGUGUCUUUGGUGUUUGCUGCAGUUAGAACCCAAGUACAGUAAUUACAUAAAGCUGUUUGUUUUAUAGGGUUUUCCCUAUAGUUAACUUUUGUGGGUUUCUUCCCAAGGCUUGCACUUCAGAACAGUAUCACCCUGUGCAGCAUCUAAAAGUGACUUUGAGUCUGGACCAGGGGGUUCCAUCACCAGCAUCACCUAAAAAAAGGUUUAGAGAGGCACAUGGUCUGUGAUUCCAGACAUCCCAGAAGUGGAAGCUGGAGGAUUAGGAUUUGGAGCCCACACUAGGCAAUAGCCAGCCACAGCCCGCUGGGCUGUAUUAGACUGUGCUGGAGAGCUGGCUCAGUAGGUAAGAACAUUUGCUGCUCUAGCAGGUCAGGGUUCAAUUUUCAGCACCCACAAGUCAGUUCACAACUGCUUGUAACUCCAAGGGUCCAGUGUAUUGUACGGGCUUCUGCAGGUACCAGGCCCACACAUAGUAUGAAGGUAAAACACUGAUAUACAUAAAAAUGAAUAUUAAAAAUACAUAUUCUUCUUCUGAAAGUGACUUUGAACAAAAUCAUUUUGAAUAUCUAGUCAAAAUAAUGUUUUCUCCUUGUUUGUGCAGAGAAGUAUUUAUUAGAAUGCUGCCACUUUUAUUCAAGUUUCAAAGCAGCAGCCAGGCAUGGGCUCAUGCCCGUAACUCAGGCGACUAGGGCUCUCGAGAAAAAGUAAGUGUAACAUAGAAUGUCUCUGCUCCUGCCCAGUCCUUCAUGGUCCUCACAGAACAAUAGGAACAGAGCUCAUAGCCCAGCCCUUUCGUUCAUCAUCAGUCCACAGAGCCAGCAGCCACAGAGCCUGCUUAUGACCAGCUAUGCUUCUGGACUGCAUAUGCUUCCUUCUAGACGUCAUAAAACCUCAGCAUAAUUUCUAAAUUCCAGAUUUUAAUUGUACAGAAAUGGUUCCAGAAGACAUUACAUAAUACAACACUUAGAAUGGCUACAAGAGUUCCUAAGAGUAAGUUGAGAUUGCCAAGCUUGGUGGCACAUGCCUUUAAUCCCAGGUUUUGAGGGACAGAGGAGGCAGAUCUGGUCCACAUAUUGAGUUCCAGGCCAGCCAGGGCUCUAUAGUGAGACCUUACUUCAGAGAGAAGAGGAGGACAUUUUAACACUGCGGUUUUCCUCUGAGACCUUAAUGUACUUACCAAACUAAUGCAACUUUGAAUGAUAAGGAUCCAGUUGUGCGGUGUUAGCGGACAGUAAAGACCGUGUUGCAGUUCUUGUGAGUCAGCACACAGCAAGGCAGUGCUUUUUGUUGGGCCUUUGUGGCUUCUUACAGGUUUCCAAACUGGAAAGGACAAUUCAUUUGGAUAUUUACCUUGCUAGAUCAAGCUAUAUCCUGACCGGAAAUGGCUACCUUGCCAAUGCUAAGGUAAGCCAAGUGCCUGCCUGGCUCUGCCCUGCCACCUGCAGAGAUGUUAUGUCAGCAGUCUGCAGGCAGCCUGGCACUCUGACCAGGAUUCCCCUGUAAUGAACAGGUCUGACGAACUCUCAGGAGGAGGAACCUUUGUAUCUGCCUAGAACAGACUAGAAAAGGCAGAGCAGUGGGUGGUUUCUAACCAGCAUCUCUGUAAAUACACCUUUGCAACUAAUGAAGGAGCUUCUUUGCCUCCUCUAGUCAGCAGUGACUAAUGACAUGGUAUGCUGAUGAGUCUGAUGGACUUUUAAGAACAAAGUACUUAGAUAGUUGUAGAAAUGAAGGAAAACUUGGUUACUUAGAAGCCUUUUGUAUACACAUUGCAGUGAGAUGGUUUACAGCAAAUUUUAUUUCUGAAAUGUUAUAAACAUGUAAUUAAUAAAAGGUUUUGUAAACAUUGUCCUAUAUUUGUAUGUUUGUAAAUAUUUGUGUAAGUUCUAAGUAUAAAUAUGUCAAUACUGUAUAUGUUAUUUUAAAUUGCCUGUAUGUCAUCUUAUAUGUGGACAUUAAAAUAAAAGCCAAUACUCCAGUAGCAUGUAAUAAACACUUUAAAAUGUUCCA
Molecule: messenger RNA, 5469 nt
Organism: Grammomys surdaster
Lineage: Eukaryota; Metazoa; Chordata; Mammalia; Rodentia; Muridae
Gene: Lrch3
Product: leucine rich repeats and calponin homology domain containing 3
Exons: 21
Coding region: 1-2313 (770 amino acids)
Molecular function (GO): protein binding
Source: RefSeq, a predicted model, not a curated record